Messenger RNA from Chenopodium quinoa (quinoa), 753 nucleotides. RefSeq names its product putative glycine-rich cell wall structural protein 1. The transcript is spliced from 2 exons. Bases 1 to 753 code for a protein of 250 amino acids. The record is from RefSeq and is a predicted model, not a curated record. Lineage: Eukaryota; Viridiplantae; Streptophyta; Magnoliopsida; Caryophyllales; Amaranthaceae.
AUGGAGGCCUUGAUAGGCAUCCCAGUGGGGCUCCAAGGCCAUAUUAAGAAUGGGGCGGUGGACGUGGACGAGGUUGUGGGCUUGGGCUUGGGCUUGGGCUUGGGCUUGGUGGCCGAGGCUCAUACUAUGGCAACAAGGAUAGUAGUAGUAGAGAUGGCAGUGAUUUCAGCUAUGGAAAAUGGAGCGGUGGACGUGAGCAUGGUGGCCGAGGCUCAUAUAUGCUGUGGAGGUGGAAAUAGUGGCUGGGGCGGAAUUGUUGGUUAUGUUGGCAACGCCUCUAAAUGGGGUUCAGAUAACAAAGACAAAGGGCAUGGUUCCAAGUGGGGUUCUGACAAUAAAGAAGGGAACAAUAGUAGUUGGGGAAGCUUUCCUGGUGCUAAAGUACAUAAUACUCCAGGUGAGGAAGCAUUCCCUGGUGGCUGGGGUAGUGGUGGUGCUGGUAAUAGUGGUGGAGGUGGAAGUAGUGGUUGGGGCGGAGCUGGUGGUUAUGCGAGCAACGCCUUUGGAUGGGUUUCACAUAACAAAGACAGCGGGCAUGGUUCCAAGUGGGGUUCUGACAAUAAAGAAGGGAGCAAUGGUUGUUGGGGAAGCUUUCUUGGUGCUAAAGUACAUAUUGCUCCAGGUGAGGAAGCAUUCCCUGUUGGCUGGGGUUUAAGUGGUGGUGGUGGUAGUAGCGGUGGAGGUGGAAGUAGUGGCUGGGGCACAUCUGGUGAGCGAUGUUGGCAACGCCUCUGGAUGGGGUUCAGGUUCUAA